AUGACGUCAUGGAAGAUUUACAUUUGUGGCGGAUUCAAUGGUCAAGAAUGUCUGAAUUCUACGGAAUAUUACGAUCCGAACACCAAUCAAUGGACGCUACUGAAACCCAUGAGGAACAAACGGAGUGGCGUUGGGGUCAUUUCGUAUCGAGGUCAUCUCUAUGCUCUAGGCGGAUUUAACGGUAUAACUCGUAUGAACACUGGCGAGAGGUUCAGUUUUGCCACCAAUUCGUGGCAGACGAUACCGGAGAUGUAUAACCCUCGAAGUAAUUUCGCUAUUGAGGUUAUCGAUGAGAUGGUGUUUGCUAUCGGAGGUUUUAAUGGCGUUACUACAAUAUUUAAUGUAGAAUGCUACGACUCCGGCACGGAUGAGUGGUACGAUGCCACAGACAUGAACAUCUAUCGCAGUGCUCUGAGUGCCUGUGUCAUACGAGGUCUACCAAAUGUUCAAGAUUAUAUCCAUCACGAAUAGCACAAACUAUAUCAACAUAUACCGUACAUUUGUGUUUAUAAUGCGCAGUUUUUAACCCAGCAAACUAUAUCAAUCCAUACAGAAUAUUUGUCCAUUCAUUUCAUUGCAAAAAUAUACCAAAUAAUAGCAAAAUAAUAAGCCAAAUGCAUGAGUAAAGAAUAUACCAAAUAAACAAUUUUGUAGCUUU
Molecule: messenger RNA, 658 nt
Organism: Lottia gigantea (owl limpet)
Lineage: Eukaryota; Metazoa; Mollusca; Gastropoda; Lottiidae
Exons: 4
Coding region: 1-471 (156 amino acids)
Molecular function (GO): protein binding
Source: RefSeq, a predicted model, not a curated record